Molecule: messenger RNA, 2538 nt
Organism: Lytechinus variegatus (green sea urchin)
Lineage: Eukaryota; Metazoa; Echinodermata; Echinoidea; Temnopleuroida; Toxopneustidae
Product: trithorax group protein osa-like
Exons: 5
Coding region: 289-1824 (511 amino acids)
Biological process (GO): regulation of transcription by RNA polymerase II
Cellular component (GO): nucleus
Molecular function (GO): DNA-binding transcription factor activity, RNA polymerase II-specific; RNA polymerase II cis-regulatory region sequence-specific DNA binding
Source: RefSeq, a predicted model, not a curated record
AUGCAAAUGAGAGUGACCAGCGAACAGACGUUGCGUGGCUUUCCAAGGUCCUCAUGUAAAUGUGUGUCAACUGACCAUUGUAUGUGUCGCGUUAGGAAUGCACAUGUAUGUUCGGUGUCUAUACCAAGAGAUGGGUUAUAGGCCUUACACAGGAAGCGUUUGGCGCGUUUGGUGAUGGCAUUGUUGCCUUACAAUUGUUUACAGUUUAGCUGUAUGAGGGGUAUUCUGUGAUCAACAAAGGGGAUCUUUAGAUAUAUACUCAAGUUCAGAGACUCAAGAAUUUCCAUAAUGAGCGAAGAGGAACAAAUGUACGAAUUUAACCCAGAAUAUGAAGAGGAAUCUUCGACAGAUUCGAAGCCAUCAUCAAUUCCACCAAUAAGUACAUUUACAAAGGGAUCUGGUAACGGUGCAGAAGCAUUCCCCACCGGACUCUACAACUCAAAAGACAACACUCAUUCGAUGGCCAAUCUUGAAAGCAAUAACAAUGACAGCAGCAACACUGAUAGUUCUUCAGAAUCAAUGUCUGUCGCCUCCCCAUCACAACAAAAACUUUCCCAGCAACCUCAAGAGACACAACAACAGCCAACACAACACCAGCAGUUGCUGCCACAACCGCAAGCUUACAAUCCCGCUGCUACUGAUUUUCCAUAUACCAACCAGGUAUUAGUCACAUCAAGCUCACCUCAAGAGACAAAUGGAGUUCUACCAUCUCAUGUUAUUCACAGCGGACCUCUCCCAACUGCAAUGGCACCGACAGGGAUGCCUUUGCCGGGCCAUCCUGUCAUUCCAUUCAUGGCAUCAAGCAGUUCUACGUCAGGACCAACUCCAAGUAUAAUAUCAUCGGGUGGCCCUGAACAAAUGGUACAGUAUUCUUCAUCAGCCAUGCAUCUACUGACCUCUACAGCGCAGCCCGUUUACAGCAUGCCUGCACCAGGCCCAACAAGCGCCAGUAUUAUUCAUGUCAACGAUACCGUACCAGUACAACCAACCGUCUUACCUCAUAACAUUGAUUUACAGCACCACUUACAACAUCAACUUCAGCAGCAGCAACAUCCACCAAAAAACGGAUCUGCAGAGGAGAAGGAAGACCAAAAUGAUGAUUCUCGAAAAAUAUCUCUUGCCACUCUGGUUUCACAUGCCCAAAUGCAGCCACCGGUCCAAGCUGGUUCAAAUCCAAGGCCAGGUCUUCCUCCCCAUCUGAUGCAACUCAACCCCCCAGCACAGACCAUGUCCUCACUCGGUGGUCCUGUUCAACAACAUUUUGUUCCUGGUCCUGGACCUAUUCCAAUUCAAGGUUCCAUAGCCACUGGAAAUUACGGAAAUGCACAGGUUUUACCUCCCCAGCAACAGCAGCAACAACAACAGCAAGUACCAACGUCUGUAGUGUGCAUGCCGCCUCACAUGGGACCACCUCCACAUGGCAUGGUUGAACAGCCAAAUCCAAUGAUUGGUGCUGGGCCAGGACCGGGUGGAAUAGGGAUGCCUGAUGGUGUGGAAGAUAGUCAGCAAAGUCCUGGAUCUUCAGGAGCCAGGAGGAACAAUAAGCGACGGGGUAACAAGAGAGAUGUCCCUAACGAUGAGAAAGAUGCUCGUUAUUAUGAACGAAGAGACCGAAAUAACAAGGCGGCGAAGAGGUCGAGAGACGCACGGAAAAUCAGGGAGGAACAGGUUGGCAUGCGGGCGCACUAUUUGGAGAAAGAGAAUGAUUUCUUGCGCGCACAAUUAAAUACUCUUCGUGAAGAAGCAAAUUCUUUGAGACUUCUCCUUGCGCAACGUCCUCCUGUAAAUCAAAUGCAACCGACAGGACAGCCUCCUAUGCAGUGAUUGUGCAUCUGUGAAAUCGGAAAUGUCUUGGAAAGUAUUGUAUUUUCUUCAAAAGGAUUGCGAGUAAUACCGAACCUUUGUUUCAUGGUAGGCAUUCGACUUCGACCGGAGUAAAUGUUUACACGACAUUGACUAAUAAUAUAAAGUAAGAUGUUUAUGAUGACUACUUCUUAUGCUUAGUUAGAGACUUGAAAACAAGGGAAAUAAGUAUAUGCAGUUUUCUGACUAAAGAAUAGUAGAUCCAUCAAAAAAAAAAGAAGUCCAAUUCGAUUAAGGGUGGCUUGUUAUAGGAACGCAUAUACAUGAAAUGAAGUUCGUAAAUAACUCCAGUAAAUUGAAAAGCAGUUGUAAAUUCAAGUUAUGUUAUGCAGCAGUAUAAAUUAUUUGAUUUUCUUUACUUUUUCUGGAGAAUAGGGAUAAGAAAAAAAGUGAUCUUCAAUAAUCACCAAAAACGUUCAUUUGUAUAUCACUAGCAUAUACUGUGAUUUUAUACCUCUGUUUCGAUGAGAUCGAAUACUAAGUGGUAUGAUUCUCAUUUCUUAAUUUGAUUUUCAUUUUAGAGAGACGUCUAAGAUUGCCAUUUUUUAAUGAAUAAAAUCAUUUCAUGCAUGUACUUGGAAUGUUGCUUUCUGAUUGAUGGAGAUGGGUCAUAGAUAUAUACAUAUUUUCCCUGUCAAAACGUGUUAACCCUAACUUACCUGGGUGCCUUUUAAA